Molecule: messenger RNA, 2121 nt
Organism: Engraulis encrasicolus (European anchovy)
Lineage: Eukaryota; Metazoa; Chordata; Actinopteri; Clupeiformes; Engraulidae
Gene: tfcp2l1
Product: transcription factor CP2-like 1
Exons: 15
Coding region: 93-1508 (471 amino acids)
Biological process (GO): regulation of transcription by RNA polymerase II
Cellular component (GO): nucleus
Molecular function (GO): DNA-binding transcription activator activity, RNA polymerase II-specific; RNA polymerase II cis-regulatory region sequence-specific DNA binding
Source: RefSeq, a predicted model, not a curated record
CGGCUCCUGGAGCAAUAGACUAGUGUACCUACCCAGACUAGGACAACUCUUUCCCCUCUCCUGCCCUGGAUACCACCGCAGAACUGGAGAACAUGCUGUUUUGGCAUUCUCAACCCGAGGCUUUUAAUCACCAAUCACAAGUGAAUUACAUCAGAGAUGCUUUGGCGCCGUUUCUGAAAAACGAAGAAGAGCGGCAGACGUCUGAGAGCCAUGCCGUUAACAUGGCACCAUUUCAGUAUAUUCUUUGCGCCGCUACCUCACCUGCGGUGAAGCACCAAGAAGAAACGCUGACCUAUCUAAACCAAGGUCAGUCCUACGAAAUCCGUAUGCUAAACAGAAAGCUAGUGGAGUGUACAGAUUUAUGCAACAGGUGUGUGAAGAGCGUGGUGCGCGUGGUGUUCCACGACAGAAGACUGCAGUAUACGGAACACCAGCACCUGGAAGGCUGGCGGUGGAACAGACCCGGAGACAGAAUCCUGGACAUUGACAUUCCUCUGUCUAUAGGCAUCGUGGAGCCCCGUGCCCACCCUCUCCAGCUCAACACCAUUGAGUUCAUAUGGGACCCCCUCAAGAACGCCUCAGUCUUCAUCCAGGUGAACUGCAUCAGUACAGAGUUCACGGCGAGGAAGCACGGCGGGGAGAAGGGGGUCCCCUUCCGGAUCCAGAUAGACACCUUUACCUGUAGCGAGCACGGAGAAUACACCGAGCAUGUGCACUCCUCCAGCUGUCAGGUCAAGGUCUUCAAGCCUAAAGGAGCCGAUCGCAAGCUGAAGACGGACCGUGAGAAGAUUGAGAAGAAGACUCUUCAGGACCGGGAGAAAUACCAGCCCUCUUACGAAACAACACUACUCUCAGACUGUUCUCCGUGGCCAGAGAGCUCUUGUGUGAACAGCACCAGCAGCACCCCCUCUCCUGUCUACCACAGCUCCCCCACCUCCUUCAGCUCCUUCACAGACGGUAACUGUUCCCCUGGCGACCAAGGGGAUGUCUUCCUGGCUGGCUGCUCUGAUCAGCUGCUGCCCUCCUGCUCUCCUCAAGACACUCAGCAGUGGCUCCAUCGCAACCGCUUCUCCCCCUUCACCAGACUCUUCUCCAACUUCACAGGUGCAGAUCUGCUGAAAUUGAGCAGAGACGACUUCAUCCAGAUCUGUGGGCCAGCUGAUGGCAUACGGCUAUUUAACGCCAUUAAGGGGAGAUGCGUCCAGCCACGCCUCACCAUCUACGUCUCCCAGCAACAAGCACACAACCAGCUGACAGUCAAAGCAGCAGGAGAAGUGUACCACGCUCUCUUCCUGGAUGAGCUGACGGUGCUGGAGCUGAAGGAGAAGAUGGCCGCCCUGUUCAGCGUUCCCUUCCGGCAGCUGAGGCAGGUCUACAAGCAGGGCCCCACCGGCAUCCACGUGCUGGUCACCGAUGAGAUGGUGCAAAAUCUAUCUCAGGAGGCCUGUUUUGUCAUCCGGACCCUGAAAGAUGAAGGUAAUGAGGGCUACCAUGUUGUUCUGAAGUGACCUCAGCGCCACCUGCUGUAGAGGAGGGGGAUGAUCAGGUUAUUGUCUAUCUGCCCAAAGUGUCUUAAUAUCCAGGGUUGCGUUUCUCAAAAGCGUUGUUGCUAGCCGUUUAGCACCUUGGGUGGUUGCCAGUGGGAAAUUGCCUUGUAACCCAUAGCAUAGCUAACAUGGUUAGCAACUACAGUUUUGAGAAAUGCAAUUCCUGGGCUUGUUGCGCAUCGCAGCGAGCCAUGUUAUAAAAUAUAUAUUUAUACAAUUGUUAGUUUACAAAAGGAUGGUGUAAAGUUUUUGUAAAGUUGUAUUGAAGGUUUUUGCUUUCCUUUUUUGUAUUAAGUUAUUGUAUGAUUUGUGUCUUUAGAGCUAUGAUGUAAUUGACUUCUUUGCUUUAAAAGAAAAAUGAGCAUCUGUAGAAAACGUUACAUAGGAAUAAGACAAGUCUGAAUGUAAUUAAUAUUAAUGUCUAAUGCUUUCGGAUGGUCUGUGUUGUCUUGUAAGAUAGCUUUGAUAACGUCUCAUCAUUGUAUCAAUAACACGCAAUCAUGCAUUUUCAAAUCAGGUCAUAGUAACUUUGUGCCAUCAUGCAUUCUUGUUGUUUUGCACGAGAUAAAAACAC